UGAUAUUCUUUAUAAUCGAUUCUUGAGAAGAUUACCAGUACUACAAGAGCAUUGAACAUGGAUUCUGCCAAGAGCAUACCUUCUUUUCAACAAGAAGACGAAAUAUUACCAUUGAAUAAAGAAAAACGAUAUAUCGGAGUCCGAAAGAGGCCAUGGGGGAAGUAUGCAGCAGAGAUAAGGGAUUCGACGAGGAAGGGAAGGAGGGCUUGGCUUGGAACAUUUAACAGCGCAGAAGAGGCUGCAUUGGCAUAUGAUCAAGCUGCAUUUGCAGUGCGGGGUUCAUUGGCUUCCAUAAACUUUCCCAUUGAAAUUGUGAAGGAAUCACUAGUAAAGAUUAAUUACAGGUGCAGAAUUGGUUCAUCCCCAAUAGAAACCCUAAAAGAGUCGCACAAACGCAGGGGUGAAUUCAGAAAGAAAAAAGCAAAGGAAGAAGAUGAAGUACUGGUGUUCGAGGACUUGGGGCCUGAUCUAUUAGAUGAGCUACUGUCUCAGAGUUAAGUGUUGCGUGAUUUUUAAUCUCAAUUUUAUGAUAUCUUUUAAUAUGUAAUAAAGACGACAUAAGAUUCUA
Messenger RNA from Olea europaea var. sylvestris, 568 nucleotides. RefSeq names its product ethylene-responsive transcription factor 1B-like. Gene Ontology annotation, biological process: ethylene-activated signaling pathway; regulation of DNA-templated transcription. The record is from RefSeq and is a predicted model, not a curated record. The coding region runs from base 58 to 498 and encodes 146 amino acids. NCBI's taxonomy places the organism in Eukaryota, Viridiplantae, Streptophyta, Magnoliopsida, Lamiales, Oleaceae. Gene Ontology annotation, molecular function: DNA binding; DNA-binding transcription factor activity. The transcript has a single exon.